AGCCCCGCCGGGGGCGGAGGCAGCCGGGCAGGGUUGGGUUUUGCCGCCCGGUGCCUCCUGAUGGGGCCGGGGGGAGGCAUGGCGCAGCGGCUGAACGAGCUUCCCGAUCAUUCGGCACGGGUGCGCGGGGCCGUGGCCGAGCUGCGGCGGCGGGCGGAGGCAGAGCCCGGGCAACGCUGGCCGCAGUCGCUCAGCGAUGCCUUCCUGGUGAGAUUCCUGCGAGCCCGAGACUUCAACCUGGAUCUGGCCUGGAGGUUACUGAAGAAUUACCAGAAGUGGAGAAUUGAAUGCCCAGAAAUAAGUGCAGAUUUACAGCCAUCUUCUGUCCUUGGUCUAUUGCAUGCUGGCUAUCAUGGAGUCCUGAGAUCAAGAGACCCGUCUGGAAGCAAAGUUCUAAUAUAUAGAAUUGGACAAUGGGAUCCCGCGUUAUUUACAGCAUAUGAUGUGUUUCGUGUAAGUCUGAUCACAUCCGAACUCAUUGUAAAGGAGAUUGAGACUCAGAGGAAUGGAGUCAAGGCUAUCUUUGAUCUUCAAGGAUGGCGAUUUGCUCAUGCAUUUCAAAUCAGUCCAGCAGUGGCCAAGAAAAUUGCUGCUGUGCUCACAGAUUCCUUUCCACUAAAAGUUCGAGGUAUCCACUUGAUUAAUGAGCCUUUAUUCUUCCACCCAGUCUUCGCUCUAAUUAAGCCCUUUCUCACUGAAAAAAUAAAGCAGCGGGUGUAUAUGCAUGGAAGUAACUACAUGCAGAGUCUGACGGAACACUUUCCAGUCAGCAUUCUCCCACAGGAAUAUGGGGGGGAAGGAGUCUCCUUUGAAGAGUUGGCCAAGGACUGGACUGACUUCAUAAUGGCGUCUGCAGACUAUCUCCAGAGCAUUUCUCUGGUUGCUCACGAAUAACCUUAUGAGAGUAUUAUAUCAAUUCCUGAAGACUGGAAGUGGAAAUAAAUUCAAUAUGAAAUCUUUCUUAUAAACUUGAAAUUUUAGUAAAUGGAAGCAGAAUGUCUUUGCAGAACAAAAUUACACUGAAUACACUUUUAUACUAACUGGAGUAUAUCAAUAUGUAUGUCUGAGGAGACUAAUGAUUUCUACAUGUUUGUAACUGAUAAAGUUGCAUGCCAGUAUUUGUACGUUGAAUAUCAGAUAUUGAUACUGCUCCUGUUAAGUUUUGGAAGACAACUCAUCUAUAAUAAUGCAGUCCAGAACCUUAUGCUUAGUUCUUUUAUCUUGGCUUGUCAAGAUGAUAAGAUACAAAGCCAAGUAAUUAAGGUAGAGCAGAAUAUAAAUGGGAUAGACUAGAUGCAGAAGUAUGAAUACAGGACUAAUUUACUGGUAGAGAGCUGCUUUUUGAACUGAUUCUCAGGGAAAUGGCUGUUUUGUUAGUUUGUGCUGCUAAGAUUACACAGUCAAAUUAUGAAUUAGUCAUCAAUACUGAAACAUUUGUUAUCUUUGUGCUGCUUACGCAGCUUCCCUUUUUGUGUUAAUUGACACAGUAAUCUGGUAGCUUCAUGGGGAACAUGAGGAAAAUACCAUGUACAUAUUCUUCAAAGGAGAGUGUGAAUCAGGAGGAACUGAUAAGUGAGUAAAAAAAAAAAUCAAGUUCUGAUUUUCUUUCUUCAAAGAGAUACUGUCUGUGGAUAAGCUAUAAGCAGCUCAGUAAUGUAAACACUUAAUUCCUGCUGUAGAUUGCUACAGAGGUCAACAGCUCUUCGCUGUCUGCAGUAUCUGACUUGCAGGGUGAAGUAUAUUCUUUGUAGAUCAGAAACUUAGAAAUAACUGCUGUGUGGUUUAAGGGUGCUUUGGACCUUCGCCUAGGAGAUGCUGGGUAUCUUCAUUCUUAUUUCUGAAUAGUAAUUGACAACUUGCCAGCCUAUGUAGUGUUGGACACUGGAAAAAUUUGUUAUUAAUUUCUGUUGCGUCUUCUUCUGUAUUUCUGUAAUGAAAAAAAUCUGUCUAUACUUAAAGGAAAGUAGAUUUUUGAAGGGACAUGAUUCAUAUAUGAAUGCUAUAUGUGUACAAGCUGUUGCAUAUAUUACACAGAAGUAUCAUCCUACAUUCCCCAAGGUUUAAUAAUCUGAAAUUGUAA
Molecule: messenger RNA, 2080 nt
Organism: Numida meleagris (helmeted guineafowl)
Lineage: Eukaryota; Metazoa; Chordata; Aves; Galliformes; Numididae
Gene: TTPA
Product: alpha tocopherol transfer protein
Exons: 5
Coding region: 61-894 (277 amino acids)
Cellular component (GO): membrane
Molecular function (GO): phosphatidylinositol bisphosphate binding
Source: RefSeq, a predicted model, not a curated record